AUGGAAAACCUCAGUCUCAAUGAUGCUCCUCCUCCACAGUCUGCCUCGCCACAGCGACGGCCACCACAUCCACAGCAACACCCACACCAGCAAGAUGCGGUAUUCCCGGGCCCGCCUCCGCCUCAAGGUGCACCCCAAUUACCGCCGCAAAUGUUCACCACCGCGGCGCAACUGUUGGACUUGACGGAUAAGAAACUCCUUCUUGUCCUUCGCGACGGACGCAAGAUUUUCGGCGUGCUACGAUCCUGGGAUCAAUUCGCCAACCUCGUUCUCACCGAGACGAAAGAGCGCUAUUUCGUCUCUGUACCCUCGUCGUCAGUCUCUACGGACCCAGCGAACCCUCACUCGCAACCCUCUACUCGCAACCUCUACUGUGAUAUCCCCCGCGGCACCUUUCUCGUGAGAGGUGAAAACGUCCUCCUUUUAGGUGAAGUGGAUCUCGACAGGGACGACGAUCCUCCUGCGGGAUAUGAAGAAGGGGACGUUGAAGAAGUGUUUCGGAUACAGAAGGAGGCGGAGAGGGAAAGGAAGAAAAGGGACCGACUGAAGAAUAAGAAAACGGCGUGGAGAGAUCCUGAGGGAAGUGGCGAGGUUCUGUUUUGA
Fonsecaea multimorphosa CBS 102226 is the source of this 603-nucleotide messenger RNA. RefSeq lists its product as uncharacterized. The coding region runs from base 1 to 603 and encodes 200 amino acids. The transcript has 2 exons. Gene Ontology annotation, molecular function: RNA cap binding. Lineage: Eukaryota; Fungi; Ascomycota; Eurotiomycetes; Chaetothyriales; Herpotrichiellaceae. The record is from RefSeq and is a predicted model, not a curated record. Gene Ontology annotation, cellular component: P-body; Lsm1-7-Pat1 complex. Gene Ontology annotation, biological process: deadenylation-dependent decapping of nuclear-transcribed mRNA.